Scatophagus argus is the source of this 2590-nucleotide messenger RNA. RefSeq names its product reticulon-4 receptor-like 1 (gene rtn4rl1a). NCBI's taxonomy places the organism in Eukaryota, Metazoa, Chordata, Actinopteri, Scatophagidae. The record is from RefSeq and is a predicted model, not a curated record. Gene Ontology annotation, molecular function: protein binding. The coding region runs from base 324 to 1691 and encodes 455 amino acids. The transcript has 3 exons.
GGAGAAAACUUCGUUUCUACCGGUGGCGGACCUCCUGUUUGCGUUUUUAAUUUUGUCAAACAUCAUCCGACCACCCUCCACCCCCACCUCUCUUUUCUCCUCCUCUUAUUCCACCACCACCUCCUCCUCCUCCUCCUUCUCGUCCUCCAACCGCCUUCACUUAUGAAAACAGCCACCGAGGAGACAAGACUACACAGCCUGCCUGCCAGCGGUCAGAGGGAAUCAAAAUAAUAAUUUAGUCAACAGCAGCACAGGAUUGGACCUUCACAAGGAUGCUACUCCCGCACAGACACUACUAGACGGUCCAAACAGCCGCUGCCAAUAUGUUUAGGCGAGGUUAUGGCGGGGUGGAGUUACUCUUGGUGCUGUGUGGCCUGGAUCUCUCUCUGCCGUGCCCUCGCCACUGCAUCUGCUACACGUCACCUAGCACCGUCUCCUGCCAGGCCCACAACUUCCAUGAGGUGCCCGAGGGCAUCCCUGCCCAGAGCGAGCGUGUCUUCCUGCAGAACAACAAGAUUCAGCGGCUGCUUCGCGGCCACUUCUCGCCCACCACCACCAUGCUGUGGCUUUACUCCAACAAUAUUUCCUACAUACAACCGUCCACCUUCCAUGGCUUUGACCGCCUGGAGGAGCUCGACCUUGGGGACAACCGGCACCUGAAGGCUAUUGCUUCAGAUACCUUCCUGGGUCUGGGUAGGCUACACGCCCUGCAUCUAUACCAUUGUGGCCUGAUCAGCCUGCCUCCAGGGAUCUUUGCGGGCCUCCAUAAUCUUCAGUAUCUCUACCUACAGGACAACCAGUUAGAGUUCCUGGAAGAUGAUCUGUUCAUCGACCUGCUGAAUCUCAGUCAUCUCUUCCUGCAUGGCAAUCGACUGUGGAGCCUUCGCCAAAACACCUUCCGUGGUCUGGGGGUAUUAGACCGCCUACUUCUCCACCAGAACCGAAUCCAGUGGGUUGACCGCCAGGCAUUCCAUGACCUGCGGCGCCUCACCACCCUUUACCUGUUUAAUAACUCCCUGACUGAGUUAUCUGGUGCCAGCCUGACUCUACUGCCUGCUCUGGAGUACCUACGACUUAACGACAACCCCUGGGAGUGUGACUGCAAGGCCCUGUCACUUUGGGAUUGGCUACGUAGGUUCAGAGGCUCUACCUCCUCACUCAUGUGUGUUUCACCACCAGAGUUGGUGGGGAAGGACCUGAAAAUGGUGAAGAAAGAGGAGCUGCCCAGUUGCUUGUCAAGCGAGGAUCAUGCACGUGGUGCCCCCGGUGGGGAGAUGGAGCAUGGGGAGUCCUUGAAUCACCUGAAUCGUCACAGAACCCAUCACAACCACCAUCAGCGGCCGUACUUGCCCCAUGGGGACCAGCACAACUCGCCUUCACCCUCACCUCUACCACGGCCGCCUAAGGGAGGCCGCAGAAACUGUACUCGACGGGGCCGCAAGGCGAAAGGGGGGCUCAAUGAGGUGCAGGUACUACAGGAGGAGGUUGAGAAGGACUAUACUCCAGAUGGAGGUAAAUAUGACCUAUCUGCAACUGCAAGAAGGAAGAACAAAUGCAUCCCCAGAACUUCUGUUGGCCCACCAAGUGGGGUCCAGAGAGCCAAUAAUAAAGCACAGUCACACCUUGCAGAUUAUAUUUUCUGUUUACCAUCAGCUCUGCUGCUCUCCCUCAUCUCUGUGAUCCUACGCUGAGACAGGAAAGAUGCAACCUUAUGAUUCAUUCUCCUGAACCACCCUGCCCUGGCUCUUUAAAUGAGGCAUGUGUGUAUAACUGUGUGUGUACAUGACUGUGUAUAAAGAACAUUAUCAAAUAUCUACUGUUGAAGUAUCCCUGCAGUAUUAAGGCAGGAUAUCUUUACAAGACAUAAUCAAACAUGGAAGUCAGGGAAAACAUUUAAGCCCAUAGCUUUUAUGAUGUCACCCAAGGAAACAACAGGAAAACUUUACAUUUGUCUCUGUGGCAUCGACUGCUUAACUGAAUUUAUGUACAGCCACAUAAAAUAACAAGUCAAUAAUUCAUUGAAAUAAGAGCAAGAAGAACAUGCAAUGAGGAUCAAAACAGUUCAAGACUUCUUCUCUAUGUUUAGCCCUCUUGACAAGACAGAGCUUUCUCAGCGCACGCUCCAUCUGUCAUUCACGCUGAGACAAAAGCACAGUCACUCAACAGCACCUUAAGAUGCAGAAUACUGGAGACACAAGCGGCAGUAAAAUGAGUCAUUUGAGCAGUAAUAACUAUAAUCACUUCAUAUCUGUUAAUAAAGUGAUUAUACUGACAGCAAGGUGAGCCCACUUUACUGUACUGUACAUCUGUACCCUUGGCUUUCAGUCUAAAUUCUAAGAAAACGCCACUGCAGUUGUGAUGCAUCUAUAUAACUGACACGUCUUUGAAUAAGCCCUGUUAAAAAGGUGUCUGUUUGUCCUUGUCAUGGCAAACCAGUUAAUUAAAAGCCAUUCAGAGCUAAUCUAUCAUAAGAGUCAACAGGUCACAGUCAGUGUAAAUGAGCAAGUGAAUGAGUGUUACUGUUUGUAUGCUUCUGUGUCCACAAAAAAAAAAAAAAAAAAAAAAAAAAAAGACAAAAAGACAAAAAAAA